Messenger RNA from Haemonchus placei, 5973 nucleotides. The record is from the annotation of a GenBank genome assembly. NCBI's taxonomy places the organism in Eukaryota, Metazoa, Nematoda, Chromadorea, Rhabditida, Trichostrongylidae.
AUGGCGACGGCGGCCGCCACCCUUCACGCACUGAUCACGGUGGGCGUGGCCAGCGCUGCGAAUGGUCGGCGUUGCGAGUUCAUCAAAUAUCUAAUUCUUCUCGUGACUAUGGAGGAAGCAGCAACCCCAUGGUCAGGAUGGGACGAUGAGGAAUCAGAUUCAAAAGAACGUGUGCGUGAACAGCUCAGUGAAAUGUCCCGUCUUCGUGAAGAACGAAAUGGAGAAAGCAACAGUGAAAACAGCGCACCUCCGAAACGUCGGCGAGGACGUCCCAGAAAGAAUAAAGACGAGCCCAAAUCAAAUACAAGUAGUACAACCACACCUGGUCCACGUAAAAGAAAAAGCAAAACAAGGCAAUCAAGCUCAGAGAGUACCGGUGAAUUCAGCCUUGAUGAUGACUUGGAGGAAGAAGAGGAAGAACACGAUGAACCGGAAGACGAUCCGGAUGACCCUGAAUUUGAACCAAAUCGUAGAACUAGCCGUAGGCAGCGAAAACCCGUGAAGACAUAUAAUCAAAGGGUAUUGUUCAAGGAAGAGAUGUCAAAGUCGAGAGAAUCGUUCGUAACGAAAGCUCGCAGUCGUGGUCGACCUCGAGGUACAGGUAAAAAGCGAGUUCUUGAUACUGUGGUGAGUGGUUGGCCAGAGGGGCUAGAUCGUAAGAAGAUGGUUGCCGGGUCAGAUGUAAAUGAAUACGAUCGUUUAAUCAAGGAAGAAAUAGCGCUAUAUGAACAACAUUUGCCGAAGCUUCCACCAGUGAUUCCUGAUCCAAUGCAAAGGCUAUACGUAGUGCGCGUGGAUGGGGUUGAAGCACUUCAACAUGCUGGUGCAGGUUUCCGAUUGAUGACCAGCUGUGUCACAGAUGACAUGAUGGUUUCCUUAUUCCACGUGACCACGGAUAGGUACUAUGUGAACAAUAAUGCUGAAGACGUAUUACAACUCGCUCAAGUGUUACGACAUGUUUGGAACAUGCUACCGUUGAAAACUCGUUUGGCUUGGGAGGAUGCGGCUCGCAAAGCGGCUUUGACUGCUAAGGAAAAGGAGGAAGCUAGCGAAAAAGAGGAAAAAGAGAAAGAAGAAGAGAAGGAGAAAGAAGAAGGAGAGGAAGGACCAUCACGGAAGGCAACAAUGCCGUUACGAGACUUUCCGUUUGGCAUAAAACCUACGGAACAUCAGCAUGCGGGAGAUGCUCCGUGUCAGUUGCUAACGGUUCAUGGUCCACAUCCUGUAGAUGCUGCAAGGAAGAAUCGGGCAAUUGAAAGCUCUUGUUGUUCCAUUCAGACUAAGUGGAAAACAUUCACAGAUGUACAGUCGCAUAUGAUCGCGGGUCAUUACACGGCUAUAUUUUAUGGUUGUCAUUUUUGCGGUACUUUAUAUCAGUCGGUUGAAGCUCUUCUUGGGCAUUCCGAUUGUACUCGAUGGUCGGCAAUGUUGCUGACACAAAUGGUAAAAGAUGGAGGCAAAAGGAUGCGAAAAGUCCACAUGAGGGUAGCCUAUAUGUUCCUAGUUUGUUCUGAUUGUGGCCUAUGGCUUCCUAUAAGGGUGAACUAUCCCACAGAUCGGUUGCCAAAAGCGUGGAGCUUUUUCGCUACUGUUAUGGAAAAUCACACAUGCAAGAAAUUAGUUCCCUUGCUGAUAUAUAUGGCGGAACUGAUGGAGGUGCCUACGAGGGAUGCUCGUAUUGUAAUUCAGUUUGUUCCUUCGUUUUUGAAAGCCCACUUGACAACUCAUCUGUCUGAUUCUUUGUUACUUGCGGAUUAUCUGCGUACAUCAUGUACAUUUCAUCCCCCACCUCAUUGCGCGAAUGCUCCCGAGGUUGUGGGUUCUGAUCAGAGAACUCCUGCCAGUGGUGGAUCGACAACCACUCAGAAUCCCACACUGAUGGCACACGAUCUUAUUAGCCAUUGCGAAGAGCUUCCCGAAUUGAAAAUUUUGAAUAGCUUGGAAAAUGCGAAGAUUGCUGGUGUCUCGUCUGAAGAAGAAACCGAUGAAGAGGAAGAAGCGGACCCGUGCAAGCACCGCGCUGAUGCUGCAUAUGAGAAUUUUGACUACAGCUUAUUGGAACGAUCUCAAGAAGAAAAAGAGGCAAAAAAGGAAGUCAAUGAAAUUUUCCAUAAGGUGAACGGUACUAGCGAUCUCGAAGAUGCGGUUCUGAAUUGGCGAUGUCGUGUUAAUGAUCCUGUCAAGACAGUUGCAAUGCUCAACGCUCAUCCUCCUCGUCCUGUAACAUUGACUACCUCGCUUGCAGCCGAUAAGUUUGCUGAUUUAUUGGUAAGCAAAUUUAUGAAACGAAUCUCGCUGCCGAUUUCUGCUUGUAUGGAGCUUCUAUCAGGCAACUUGUUCUUGAAAAGAUAUAUGUUCUGCUCCAUUUGCAACACCAUCCUCACUACACAAUCCGGUAUUGAUACUCAUAACAAAUCGAAAUGUGGCAUAGAUGGGCUCACCUCUUUGUACUGCCCACCGGCGCCUGUGAACUCGGAAAUUGAAUGCCCGACCUGUUCAUUCAAAUUGUGCUCAAUUUCGGCUAUGCGUGGUCAUAUGGCAAUACAGCAUGGUAUCUAUGUUGAAUACAAGAAUGUCACGCAGACAGUGGGCAGCGUAUCGGAGUGCAAUGCGAGCCUCCAAGAACUGGCGGCCCGCUACCCCGACCUUCGGUCGGCAGUGGCUCGAGAUACCGACACCGCCCUUUGGCUACGUUAUGGUGUAUUACAACCGAAGACGCAGUUUGAUAUGCAGCUCAAAUUGGCUAUGAAGGGAAUCAGAGUGACGGGAGUGGAACGAAAAGACAAAGCCCAAUCUCCGAGUGGCGGAAACGCACUAAGCGCCAAAAAUGCACAACGCAAUCCUAUACAAGCUCGUCGUACUUCAUUCCCCCCGGUAUUGGAAAGUAUGGCACCGAAGCCGGUAGCCGAAGUCAAGGAUGAUCAACGACAAACGGGAAGCCCCAGUCAGGGUCUCAGUCAGCACUACAUUAAGCCAUUUGUGCUCGUCAAUAACAUGCUCCGCUGUAAGUUCUGUGCUCAUCAAACAAGUACUCCACAAGCUAUGAGGGAUCACUUGCAGUCGAACCACGUCCUGGUUUGCCGAGCAUGCGGAAAUGGGUUCGCUCAUCGAGAGGCCUUGGCACGACAUGGAAAGAUGGGACGUUGUUCAAUGUUUUUCAAAGAUGCGUCAGUAAAACACAUAUCAGCUGACUGUGGUGUGUGCAAGAAGCGUAUGUCAUUAGCGAGUGCAUAUCUUCAUCUGUUCCGCGAGCAUUUGAGCUCCGUCGUUUACGGCACAGUGUCUGGACAGGUUUAUCCGGAGCAUCAGAAUCUGCAUAUUGACCAAAGCCUGGGUGAGGUCCCUAAUGCGGUAAAAGAUCCUGUCAUCUAUUCUCCAUCUAUCGAUCAGCAAUCGAAGGAACGGAGCAAUCGGGAAGUGGUGUUGUACAAAAGACCAGCCAACGUGGUUUGCUCUUGUUAUCUGUGCGGAAUGGAAAUGGCUAGUCUGGAACAGUUGGCAAGGCAUCUUAGUAGGCACACCGAGAAGUGGACAAGAUGUCCAUUUUGCUAUGAUAACGUACCUAUUCCAAGUCACGAGGUGAUGAAGGCACAUUUAAUGGAGAGGCACAUGCAGAAGAGGGAUGGCUCAUGGGUAUGUCGGUAUUGCCAACGAAUGUUGGUGCGUGGCAGUUAUGCGCACUUACUGUAUAUGUGCACGCAAACACGUAAAUGUGCUCUUUGUCGUGGGGAGCAGACCGUGAAGAAUGCUGCUGAAAUGACCGUUCACUGGACAAAUAGGCAUUUAGACAUUCUGCGCAGAUUUCAAUGUUCUGAUUGUGGUAUGACGUUUUGCCAUGUUGAAGAUUUUUGGGCUCACCAGUGCCGCUCAUAUUUCAUGCAGCAAAAAUGUAGUUGUGGCUUCGAUACGGUCUUUUCAUCGCGAACAGCGUUCCUUUUACACUUUGGAAUGCAUAUGGAUGAGCCAAACAUGACAUGUAAAUUGUGCAAGUUUAGAUUUGCUACUCGAGUUGCGUUACAGAACCACCGUCUUUCUCAUGCGAUAUUGAUCAAUAGCUCUAGUGGACGUCAGCUGGUCAUUUUGGACACGAAGCUCGUUGUGCCAGAGGUCCUUGAUGACAAGCGGUUGAAACGUGUAAGGGAGACGGAACCGAUGACGGAAGAAAAACGAUUGAGUAUGGACGUUGCGAUGACCAUACGGAAUCUUAUGCGCAAAGUUUGUGAGGUGCUUGGUGAACCGUAUGAGGAACCGAAGGAUUCCUCACCGCAUUCUGAAGUCACUGUGGAAGAGGAUGACAUAGUCGAAAUUGAUAGUCCUCGAGUAGAUGAUGAUCUUGUCGAUAACGCCGAAACGGCACCAACUACGACUCGGGCUACCCUAUCGGCUCAGGUUCGCAUUGAGGCAGCAGAUGGUGUGCUGGAUGCCGGAUCAGGAAUGCCUGGUUACGUGGAGGAUGACGAAGACGAUGCUAUUGAGUGUAUUACUACGGAGAAGGCUGAGAAGGCGCCGACAGGUGCUGCCAUCGUGAAAGCUGUCACUGACGACACUGCAGAUGAUGAUCUGAAAGUGAUUGCGGAAGUCGAGUAUGCUCCUGGAAGUAGCGGAGCGACAACGGCAGGUGGCCGUGAAAAGAAGUUCAAAUGCUCGAAAUGUAGCUGUACAUUCAUAACGUCGUAUGCAUUGAGAAAUCACGAAUUGUCUGCGCAUAGUACAGAUGCUGGAGGAAUUUGUGAUAAGGUGUUCGGCGUACCAGUACGAGGAUUCUUUUUCAUAUGCCGUAACUGUUGUGCAGCAUUUGAAAGUCAACAGCAGUUCAAGCUACAUCGGUUAUCUCACGGCCCGACGGGUUCAGUCUCGUGUGGAGAAUGCUCCGCUAUCGCCUAUAAUACGCCCCUUUACGAGCAUCAUCGGCAAGCUCAUGCAACACCUGAUCGGCUAUUCUAUGGAUGUAGUCAUUGCAAUUUGAUGUUCCGAACGGAUGCUCGUCUGAUGUACCAUUUGCGUGAAGCCCAUGGUGUAUCGCUGUUCUUCUUCUGUAAGGCAUGUCAUUUGGGUGGCACUCAUGAGCGAACUGUAUACGCACAUGUGGCAGUGAAAUCACAACGAUGCCGCCAAUUUGGAGCUCAAAAAAAUUGGAACAGCAUUAUGAUGCUCGGAGUUUGCCCAACUAGCGUGCUACAUUAUCAACCGAGAUGUAUAGCAACACAUGAAUUUACUUUGGAUCGCAAUGGGAUGACAGCGGCAUCGUUCACUGCAGCGGAGACGUUCAGAAACGGGGGAGUUGUAAAGGAGCUAGCGAUGACGCUCGAUAACAGUACAGAAUUUCCGUUCCUCGGAAUCUACGAUCAGACACCGGUGGAGGGCACAUCUACAGCCCCUGGGCGUGCGAUCGCACCAAGACCAACGGAAAUUCAAACCAUUUCAAGCAGUGCGUUGAAUAACAUGAGGGUUUGCCCGGAACCACCAUCAAUUUCUCGACUGACCGUGCGACCACCACAACCAUCGCAUCCGUUGCCCGUCGGUACACGAGUUGCCGCAGUUGCUCCGCUAAUGAGUAAUAAGAUUAGUCCAUUACCAGUCAAGCGUCGCCCUGCUCCUAACUCAGAUGUGAUAACUCUGAGUGACGACGAGCCUGGUCCAUCGGCUCCAAAACGAGUACCUCCCCCACGUGCGCCAGUUUCACCAUCACCAUUGGCUGUGAAAAGUAAACCUGUUGAUAGCAGCAAUCGAUGCAAGAUUUGUGACGCUACAAUGCCAUCGGCUCAAAUUCAGUCGUUGCAUGAGUUACACAGGAACGGAAUGAAAUGGUUCUGUCUGGAUUGCGCCAGCGCUCAAAUGGAUGAAGUGGAGGCGAUGAAGCAUUACUUCAGUACUCAUGUGAAGGUAGCAGAACAAAAGGCUGUUGAAAAAGGGCUACGCGAUAGCGUUGGUUCUAGUCGUAGCAUUCAAAGGCGUAUUAUUGCGACCUUCUAA